UUGGUUGUUGGAAGUCAUCGCAUUUUAGCCAAUAGAAACACAGCAGCUUUGCCUAUAUGGAGGGCGACCAGAGACCGUUGUCUUCUAUUUCAGCUUAGUUCUGCAAAGCGAAAGGAAGUGAAAAUGAGUGGAAGAGGGAAAACCGGAGGUAAAGCUAGAGCGAAGGCCAAGACUCGCUCCUCCCGCGCCGGGCUGCAGUUCCCUGUGGGCCGUGUUCACAGGCUGCUGCGCAAAGGGAACUACGCCGAGCGCGUCGGCGCCGGCGCUCCCGUCUACUUGGCUGCCGUGUUGGAGUAUCUGACCGCUGAGAUCCUUGAGUUGGCCGGCAACGCCGCUCGCGACAACAAGAAGACCCGUAUCAUUCCUCGUCAUCUGCAGCUGGCCGUUCGUAACGACGAGGAGCUCAACAAACUGCUCGGAGGAGUGACCAUCGCUCAGGGUGGCGUGCUGCCCAACAUUCAGGCUGUACUGCUGCCCAAGAAGACCGAGAAGGCGGUCAAGACCAAGUAAACUGGGUUUUUCCGCUAAACUGGAAAAAAAAACAAAGGCUCUUUUAAGAGCCACCCACCUUAGCAACAAAAGUGCACUUUCUUUUAUAUUUAUUAUUCAAUGCAAAGAAAAAAAUUGAUUGGUAUCGAUUGGUACAGUUUGUGUACAUUAAAGCGAAAUAAAAGGGUCACCGCAUGAUCCACGAUUGGAUAUGGAAUAAAGUUUAGAAGCUCCUAUUGUAUUCGAGCACAUAAGGCGAACAAACUUACAUGAACGUCUGUGUAUCUACCUGAGUGAAGGUGACACAGCAGGCGAGUAAUGAAAGGCAAAAAUCUGAGUAACACUACAGAGGGCGUGCAAAAAAGAACAUAAAGCGGUUCAGGAGCCCGCCAAAGCGCAGGGGCGGUGUCUUGUGAUUUGAAAA
This is a messenger RNA of Colossoma macropomum (tambaqui), 913 nucleotides long. RefSeq names its product histone H2A-like. Gene Ontology annotation, cellular component: nucleosome. Gene Ontology annotation, molecular function: protein heterodimerization activity; DNA binding; structural constituent of chromatin. Lineage: Eukaryota; Metazoa; Chordata; Actinopteri; Characiformes; Serrasalmidae. The record is from RefSeq and is a predicted model, not a curated record. The transcript has a single exon. Bases 124 to 510 code for a protein of 128 amino acids.